Molecule: messenger RNA, 957 nt
Organism: Leptopilina heterotoma
Lineage: Eukaryota; Metazoa; Arthropoda; Insecta; Hymenoptera; Figitidae
Exons: 3
Coding region: 243-947 (234 amino acids)
Source: RefSeq, a predicted model, not a curated record
AUCGUAGAAGAAACUGGAGAGGUGGAAGAAGAAGAAGAAGAAGAAGAAGAAGAGGACAAGCAGUUCCAUAUCAGAAUCCUGAUGUCGAAAGAAAUUGGGAACAGCAGAAAUUGGACGAAAACUAUGAGAGGGUCACUUCAUUAACAUCCCAAUAUAUAAGCGAUUUGUUAAUUGUGACUCACAAAGUAGUGCCGCCUUUAAAAAUAUCUAUAUCCACAGAACAUGUUAUAGAAUUGUGUAAAAUGACGAUACAAACUUAUAAUAUGAAAUUUAAUUUACAAUUGGUAGAUACUGAUUUGAUAUCUUUGAUACUCGUCACACUUCUUCAAAUAGAAGCGAAAGAGUGGACCGCCAGAUUGAAUAACCAUACUGAUAGUGAAUAUAGUAAUGAAGUUUCUAAAAGAGUACAAAAAACAAAAGAGUUUUUGAAGAAGGCGGUAUGUCCUUUAUCAACCUAUAUUGCACAAAUUGGAGAGGUGAAUGUCAAUGAGCAAAUUAUAGUGCCAAAAGUAAUCGAUCUAAAAUAUGAGAACUUUUCUGAUUACAUCGAAAAACUUGGCAUUCCUCACCUAUCUGAAGAAAAUAUUCCUGACCAUCAACAAGUGAUAAACAAUUACUUAGCCUUCAUGAAUAGACUAGUUGUUAAUAAUGUGCCAAAAGAAUUGAUAGCUGCUAUAGACUACGAGAACGCGAAAGGCACAGCAGCUCAGCUCGUAACUUCAAAAUUCACAAAUGACAAAUCACGUAUUAUGAUAUGGAGUCAUCGUGAGGUUGACGAAGAUUCUAUUAAAAUAGGCGCAUUAUUUCGAUUUGGGUUUGAUAUAGAUAAUUGCACUUUGAGGUCUUACAGUAGCAGACAGUUUGAAGUAUUGUUCUAUUCUAUUCAACAUUAUAUCUACCCAUUUGUGGAUGAUUUAAAUGUCAACCAUAAUCGGUAUAGUGUAUAACAUUAUAAAU